AAGCAAAAAAAUGCAUACAUAUCGAAAGAGAAUCAAACCCAUAACAACGAAACCAAAAUUAUCAAAUAAUAAAACUUCAUCCUACAUAAUUAAUCAUCAUCAUUCGGUUCUUUAUAAAAUUAAACCAAAUCCAAAUCCAAACCCAUAAUAAUAAUCAUCAUCAUCGGUUGUAAACCAAACCCAUACAUUUCAGAUUUCUUGCCUCUUUUGGUAUAUAAAGAUCCAUUAGCUACACGACCUGGUGGCGACGGUAAUUAGUCGCGCCACUUGCCACCUCCACAUGGCUAGAAAGCGGUUGGGUUAUGGCGACGGUUCCGCAAAUUGCGACGGUCGAGUGGCUGAAACAUAGUUCGAGCCAUUUAUCUAAGCAGCCUAAGUGAUUUGGACGCUAACAUUUCGAAAGGAUUCAAAACUUGAUUAGUGAUGGACUUUACUACUUUUCUGUUAGAAGGUUAUGAAAAUGCUUCUUAUUCUCCUGACGUCCCUAAGGGUGAGCGGGUGUCUACUGUUAAGGACUUGGAUUGUUCUAAAGAGCUUGAAGUACUUUUGGAUGAUGAUGAAGAGCUUCAAGCUAUAGAUCCUCAAGCAGAAGGGGUGGAGGGUGUGAGCAGGUCUCAAACUUUGGGGUUGCCUGCCUGUGCUAGUGAUUUUGGACACGUAUCAAAUAAGCAGAAAAAGAAGAAACAAGUGGUAAGUCCAUCGGGUCCGAAAUGAAAGGGUAAAAUAGAUAGGGAGACAAUAUUUGAUAGUCCCAAAGUGAAGAAACCUAAAGUUUUUGAGGGAAUAAGGUUGUCUGAGCCUUCUGGUGGAACUUAUAGGCUUCGCAGUGAUGGCCAAAGUACUUCUAGUUAUGGUAUGGGGAAAAGUAGGGCUUCCCUGGUCUGGUUCUAAAGCAGAGAGGACGCUCCCUGGCGAGCUUUCAGAUGGAGAAAGGGAGAAAGAGGAAGAAGAAGACGAGGGAGAAGAGGCAGAAGAAGGGGAGAGUGCCACGGGAGGAUACUAUGCUCCUGAUUUCAAAGUUGAUGAGCUUCCUGCCAUUCCUUCUGUUAAAGAUUGGGAGCCUCCGGAAAUCCCAGAUGUAGAUGAGCCUUUUACUUUGACGCUUCCUGGGGUUCCUUAUAAGAGUGGUCUGCUCGAGAGGAGUGAGAGGGCGGCUUAUGUUUCAGGCGUGGUGAUGCCUUCUCGCCGUAAGGAGAUGGCUGGUCGCACUACCGAUUCCUUCCACGAUCACGGUCGUGAGAUAGCUAUUCAAUAUAUGUCUUGGCAGGAUGAUAAUUUUCGCAGUGGACGAUUAUGGAAAAGAGCCUAAGUGAAGCAAGGAAACAGUUGACAAUGCUAAAGCGCCAGUGUCGCAGAUAUGAGGAUAGAAAUGGCACAUUUGCAUUCGGACACCAGGUUGAAGAUCUUAAGACCGAACUUCAGAUUGAAAAACAAAGGAACGGUAUGGUGGAUGUAGAGUUAGACCGUGAAAGGGGCAAGAUACGGGAUUUGGUGAAGUUGGCGGAAGACUGGAAAGAAAAACAUGAUAACAGUCAAAAGAAAAUUGAGGAGUUGAUGUUGGAGUUUAGUGAGAAAGAGAAGUGUUAUCUUGAUGAGGUUCGUGAAUUAAAAGAGAAAGUAGGUGAGCUUGCUGGUGAGAAGCGGGCUGUGUUGGAGGCUAUUCCAGAGUUUGUCCGAAAACUUCAAUCUAGCCUUGAAUUCAAUUUGGCUAUGGCUGAGGUUCAAAAGUUUGCUGUACGUUUGGGUGCUCACCGUAACCUUGAAAAGUUACAUGCUAGGAAUUCUAAGUUGGACAUUACUAAGUUUGAGGGGUACAAUCCAGGUAUUAUAUCUGAGCUUCAGAGCGCAGGGGAAAAGUUUCGACAGAAGACUUAUGCUUACCUCGCUCAGCUAGCAUCUAGUUCGGGACUCUCGGCAGAAGACCUAUUGAAGAUUCCGGCUCCAGAGACUACCUUACUUCGUUUUCAGUUCCAGCUCCAUCUACUUCUUAGGCUUUUCGCUUUAUUUAGUUUGUUGCCUCUGUUGGUUUUAGACAUUUCCUUUAUGUUUGUAUGUUGCCUCUGUUGGCCUUAGACAUUUGUUGGCCUUAGCCAUUUCCUUUUGUGUAUGCUUCAUGCUAACUUUGUGUUUGUGUAUGCUUCAUGCUAACUUUGUGUUGAACAAUUUUUA
Molecule: messenger RNA, 2169 nt
Organism: Erigeron canadensis
Lineage: Eukaryota; Viridiplantae; Streptophyta; Magnoliopsida; Asterales; Asteraceae
Exons: 3
Coding region: 830-1309 (159 amino acids)
Source: RefSeq, a predicted model, not a curated record